Molecule: messenger RNA, 3328 nt
Organism: Rana temporaria (common frog)
Lineage: Eukaryota; Metazoa; Chordata; Amphibia; Anura; Ranidae
Exons: 5
Coding region: 1737-2486 (249 amino acids)
Source: RefSeq, a predicted model, not a curated record
UAAAUCUUUAAUUGUGCAUUGUAUUUUUAAUUUGACUUUUUUCUCUGUGCAAAUAAUGUGGCACAGUACCAUCUACAAGAGAGGUGUGUUUGUAAUUAAGCCCUCCAUCCUGCUUGAGAUCACCAUGAUUGGCCAUCGUGAUGAUCACAUCAGGAACAAUGCUGAUUGUUUGCUGAUCGUUGAUCUGAGAGCUGCAUCUACCGUAGACAGUAUGUCUCUAAACUGAGAUUAUGGUAGUGUACAGUGCUGCUUCAUGCUGCUUUUUCACAGCUGCAUCGUAGAUUACGUUUUCUCAUCAUUUGGAAACAUGCUUGAAAACAUUGUGAUGGAUAACAGCCUAAUCAAACAGCGCUAAAUACUCACACUAGGUCUCUUCGAUGCAUUGAUUUUAAAUGUAGAUUUUUUUUUAAGCAUGUUCAAAUUUGGAUAGGAGUCUGCCUUUUAAAGGUGCAUGCUAGUCAAGCAUAAUGGAUUUGCAUUUAAAUUCAAUAAGUGGGCACAGUCUGCCUGAUAAGUGGCUGGCUGUAGAUUCCAUCAUUGUUUUUCACUUCUGCUCUAGGCUAUCCUAACUUGUUAUACUUGUUAUCCUCCUUUUGGGUCCCACACCAGUGCACUUGGCUCCAGCCAGGUGCCCCGACAGCAAGCGGCUUGCUGUGGGGGCGCCCCAGCAGGCGUGCUUCCAAGCCGGGGCUCUGUGUUUAUUCACACACACACAGCUGCGGCAUCACCCGCCCCAUAGAUUGCAUGAAGGUAAAAAGAUUGUGCCUUUACAACCACUUUUUAAGGUUUCCAAGUAGGUUCUUAAUAGAGAAACCUGUGCUGUCCUCUUUCUGGCAAAGUAAACCCAGUCAAGGUUACUUUGAGAAAGCUCCAGAACCCUUUCAUUUAAAACCUAAGGUGGCAUGGUUUUGCUCUAGACUGCUCCUCACACCUCCCUGUUGACAGCUAUUAAGGACAGGAAGAUUUUUUAACAGGGGUGGGUAGACUUUUUAUAUCCACUGUGUGUGUGUUUUAUAUAUAUGUAUACAGUCAUAAUUCCACCCCAAAGUACAUAUACAGUAUAAACAAGCACCCAAUAUUUAGCGUAGCACAGAAGACAGAUGUGAAUGUCAUGUGUGUUGUAAUGCAAUGUAUUGUCCAAAAUAGUACCCAUAUUUAUCUUACAGUGUAUGUCAACCCACAAACUUUUUUUUUGUGGUUUCAUUCUGGUCCCAUCUAAAAAAACAGACAUUUUUAGAUAGUCUGUUGAAAAGUUUUGUAUCUUUAGUUCAGUAAGAGCUCUUCCCUUUGUAGGCUUACAAACUAAGCUGCUGUAUCAUAAUUAGCAGCGCAUAUGAGUGUGACGUUGGGCUACCUACCUAUCAGGUCUAUCGGAUAGGCAGCCUUAUGGUCAACUGAAGGAGCUUAGUAACUACAGCAAAGAGAUGGCACGUAAAGAUAUACAGUACUUUUUUUUUGCUAAAGACAUGGACUAAUCCCAUCGCUUAGGAUGUGAUGCGUUUCCAGCAUUCCUCAUGGCUGACCCAUUCCAUGCCACACGCUUUCCGUUCUUUUGCCAGCUGUGGUUUGGGGUUUCCUCUUUGUAUGUUUACGUUUUGGCUAUGUAAAAGCUCUGCUUGCAGUCUGCUUAAACCCUCCAUGAUUUGUGUCAUAGGAAAAAAAUAUCCCUGUGAAUCUCAAGUCUAGCAAUCAUCCUGUGAUCCUCGAGCGACUCCACAGAGAAAAGUUGGCGGCUGAUGAUGAGAAGAUGGACACAAUUGCAACAAAAAACGGAAUUGAUGCUCACACCAGGUUGCCAAUUAUUAAGCUGGAAAGGCUGGAUUACAGAAAUGGAAAAAUACACAUCAACUGAGGAUGGUGGUGCCUGGAUCAUUGGCAAAGUGGAGACCAAACAAAUAAAACAGGAGUGCAAAGAGAGUAACAUAGUCGAUCAGGAAAUACAAGAACAGCCCCUGGUAGAUCUUCACUGCCCGGUGAAAGCAGAAGAGUUUAUUGUAGAGACGGAUGAUGUAGAGGCAGCUGAUGAGAGCACUCCAGUGAUUACGCAGAUCUUCAGCUUGGGUACCUUAAACACCAAAAUCGGCCUGGAUACAGUUCUGCAAGAAUUAUUGGCGGAGCUGAAUGAGAUCCCUUUGCCAGCCCACUGGGAGGUCCUGUCUGACAUGGGCCCUACCUUGCAGUUGGUGCAGAGGUCAAAAGCCUCCACCAUGGCAGAGACAGUUGUUCACAUUCAGCCAGGACUUUACUUCCACAUUGUUGUCAGAGAUUACACUGUACCUUCCCUCCACGAACUCUACGAAACUCACCCAAGCCGGCUUACCACCGUUGAUGAUGUGGUGGAAUUAAUCUGUGACCUUGAAGCUUAUCGUCCUUGUGCAGGCCUUCCCAGACAUGGGCCUCGUUCUCCAAACUGCCAAGUACUAGUAUAUGAAGAAUGGUGUCCAGCAUGCAUCCCAAACCCCUGGCCUUCAGGGUUUGUCGGCUGAGCCAGAGAAGGUGAUGGAUGAGCUGGAGCUCAGGGACAAAAAAAUUGCUUAUGAGAUAUUCAUAAGUGAAGUGUUUUGGAUUGUAUGUUCUGAAGGUUACAAGAAAACAUCUGAGACCUUCACCUAAGAUGAACCUGUGUAUUACUUGGCAGUGGUUCAGCAUUGUGGAUCAUUUACCCCCUUUACCACCACAUUAAACCACACUGUACUACCCUGCUGGAAUAAUAAGCUGUAUGCAUAGGUAGAUGAUAUGUUAGCCAAAGAUGAGCCAGUGAUGGACCUUUAUGGUUGUUCAAUAGGUAGCAUGGGUUUACUGAUGGAAAAUUCUGUAUAGUUUGGAAUCCAAGCUGAAUGUAAGGAUUGUUUUAACAAAUGGUCAAUCCAUAACUAGGCAUCACCAACCUGGCAAAGAAUUGUUGCCUCAUCCAUCCCAGUUCCGUACCGUGGACCAAAUAAAAGCCAUGUCUGUAAAAAUGGAGGUUUUAAUAUGCGUUUGGCUGCAGGGCUGGCUUAUCCAGCGUUUGGAGACCUACUGCAGAAAUGUAUGGACAAAACACUUCACUCAGGGCUGGACAUAUCCCAGGAGUCAGGUAGCCAUUAAACGUCUAAGUCACAGCUCAUGGCCUGUUUUUGUUUUUGCCAGUUGAAAUAUGUUUUUAGAUUCCUAGAUUGGACUAACUGGCUCCUGAAUUCUGUAUUCAUUUGUCCAUCCCUGGCUUAUUUUUAGGCAUAGUAUUGAAACUAUUAGUUGUGCACAGGCUCUAGAAUAUCCACUGUAUUGCCUGGAAAAUGUUCAGAUUUUUGAAGAGGCCUUGGGGCAACAGUAAACAUUGCUCCUAACC